Molecule: messenger RNA, 1632 nt
Organism: Xylona heveae TC161
Lineage: Eukaryota; Fungi; Ascomycota; Xylonomycetes; Xylonales; Xylonaceae
Exons: 2
Coding region: 88-1404 (438 amino acids)
Biological process (GO): maturation of SSU-rRNA
Cellular component (GO): cytoplasm
Source: RefSeq, a predicted model, not a curated record
UUUUUUUAAUUGAACACCGCCAAAAGCGCACAUACAAUCAAAGGAAGCUACUCUUUGUGAUAGAUAUAUAUUGAAAUAGAGCCCAAAAUGGCGUCCUACGACAGUGACUCGAGCAUGGACGACGAAAAUUACACUGAGACAAACGUUUUACUGGGCUACGCUUCCAAAGAGCCCACAGACGACUCCGAGAGCCAGCUUGGUGGCUAUCCUUCUUGGCUGGAUCCGUCUGUCCCUCCUUCAGCCGCACUCGCGCGUUGCAAAGUAUGCAAUGACCUCAUGACGCUGCUUCUCCAGCUCAAUGGAGACUUGCCAGACCGAUUCCCCGGCCAUGAGAGGAGGCUGUACCUGUUCAACUGCCAGCGGAAAACGUGUCGACGGAAGGCAGGCAGCGUGAGAGCGAUCCGUGGCGUGCGAGUGCCCCCGUCGUCACAGUCCCAAAAAGCCAAGUCCGAGAAGGAAGCGCAGGAAGAAGGAAAGAAGUCCGAGUCUACGAAAGAAACAACACCGGCUGAGCAGAAAUAUAUUGGAGAAAGUCUUUUUGGAGCACAGCCCACGACACUCUCAUCAAAUGCCAACCCGUUUUCGACAACGGGCGCGGGCCAGUCGUCAGCGACGAAUCCCUUUUCGACGGCAAAGUCUGAGCUCCCUCCUCUGUCAUCCCUUGCCGCUAAGCCACCGCAACGUCCUGAAGACGAGACCCUUGCGGAGAGUUUCGCCGCAAAGGUCAAAGUCUCUUCUGAUUCUGCCCCUGCUUCAUCUCGGCCGAAAGUCGCUCAAUCGCCCGUUCCCCAGGAGGCCUGGCCUGCCAAUGACAAGUUCCCGAAACCGUAUCCUUCGUAUUACCUUGAUGCGGACUAUGAGGCUCUAAGUGCUGAGCAGGAAGCUCCGUUGCCUGCGCAUCGGAUUGAGGAGAUUGAUAGCGCAGAGGGCAGUUCCUCGGGCGGGGGUUCUCGGUCCGAUGACAAAGAGGGAUUCGAAUCUACCAUAGACAAGACGUUCCAGCGGUUUGCGGACCGUCUGGCUCAGAACCCUGAGCAGGUGCUGCGUUAUGAGUUCAGCGGUCAACCUCUCUUAUACAGCAAAACUGAUGCCGUUGGCAAGCUGCUGGCGCUGCACCAAGGUCACUCAGAAGCAAAGGUUUCUGUAGUCAAGCAGCAAGGCUCCCUCGGCCUGCCAAGAUGCACAAAUUGCGGGGGUGAUAGGGUGUUUGAAUUGCAGUUGACACCUCAAGCCAUCGCAGAGCUUGAAGCUGACAUUACGAGCUUGGAUGGCAUGGAUUGGGGAACGAUUAUUGUUGGCGUGUGCAGUAAUGACUGCCACGCCCCGGAUACCCGGGAGGCACAGUCUGGCUACGUGGAGGAAUGGGUUGGGGUUCAGUGGGAAGAGCUAGCGGAGCGGAAAUAAUUUAUUUGAUUUAGAAUCGGAUAUCAAAUACGCUGGUAUUGACGAUACGAUAGAGACGCGAGACGAAUUUGAGAUUCUUUUUUGGGUUCCUAUAUGCCCGUUCUCUCCCAAAAAUUUACAACGCCUUGCUACCCGUAGCGAGUAUCAUGUAGGAAAAAUUAAAUGAAAAAAAAAAAUUGAAAUGGCAUACGUCGUCAUGCAAUGAAAAAAAAAAAAAAAAAAAAAAAA